Gopherus flavomarginatus (Mexican gopher tortoise) is the source of this 676-nucleotide messenger RNA. Its product is annotated as immunoglobulin gamma-1 heavy chain-like. The record is from RefSeq and is a predicted model, not a curated record. NCBI's taxonomy places the organism in Eukaryota, Metazoa, Chordata, Testudines, Testudinidae. The transcript has 5 exons. Bases 3 to 656 code for a protein of 217 amino acids.
UUAUGGCAAACAUGUUUUCUAUAAUUAUCAAUAAUGCACAAACAAAUGACUCCGGAGUUUAUUACUGUGGCCACUCUAACUCUGUGUAUCUACAGCCCAACUUCGGGAAUGGGACCAGGCUAAUUGUCACAGAUGCCUCUGAGCCGAGUCUUUCCAUCCUGGUUCCCUCCACCCCAGAGGAUGCUGAGCUUCCCCCCAUCAUUCCUCUGCUCUGCCUGCUCUCUGAUUUCAUUCCUCCCUGGAGUGCUGUUCUCUGGGACACUGGUGAGGAGGCAUCUGAAGUUCAGAUGGAUGCUGGAGCCAUAGAUGGCAACGGGGUCUUUAGUGUUUGGAGCCUAAUGACAAUCCCUUCUGAGACAUGGAAUCAGAAGAUGAUCUGCAAUUGCACAGCCAAGGAGAGCAGCACAGGGAGAAGCAUCAGUGCUACAGUCACCAAGGAAACAGAGAGAAGAGACGCCGGAGACUGUAGGAUUGUGUUCUACGCUGGGCUGCCCUGUAUUUUCACCCUUCUCCUGAUCCAGCUGUUGAUCUUGCUCUGGAGAAAGUGCCCCGUCAGAGGGAGAGCUGUGCAAAGACAGAAGGAAAUACCUAUGAGGCAGAUUCCACAGACUGAAUAUGCGACUCUGACAUACAACAACAGAAAUGCUCCUCGGUGACUGAUGUAGUCUCACAAAAG